Podarcis lilfordi (Lilford's wall lizard) is the source of this 4092-nucleotide messenger RNA. The record is from the annotation of a GenBank genome assembly. Lineage: Eukaryota; Metazoa; Chordata; Lepidosauria; Squamata; Lacertidae.
AUGAGUCGCAGCCUACCAAUGGACAUUGGCUCGGGGCGGCGCGAAAACCGUCCGCGGCCAAUGAGUGACAUCCAUGGGCGGGGCGGACAGAGCGGGAGCCGCAGGACCGAGUGUGCAGCCCGCAACGGACUCGACGGCGGUGCCAUGGAGCUCGGGGCGGGCGGCGCGGCAGGGCCCGGGCAGCGCGGUGGGGCAGAGCCGGGCCGCCAGCUCCUCCUGCUGCUGGGCGGGGGCGACGGUGGAGGGGCGGGUUGGGCGUGGCCCGCGGGGGGUGGCGGGGCGGGAGGGACUGGCACGGACACGGAGGCCGGCCCGGAGCCGGACUACGAGGCCCUCCCGCGGGGCUCCGCCGCCUCCACCCACAUGCUCGCAGGGGCUGUGGCGGGGGUGCUGGAGCACAGCCUCAUGUACCCGGUGGACUGUGUCAAGGUGAGCACGGGCGCCGAGCUGCUCUCGCGCCUCCGGGAGCAGGGCGGGUGCUGGCGGGGGGCGGGGAGCUGAGACGAGACGAGGGAGUUCCUGGGCAGGACCUGAGAGCGGUUAACCGGCACACGAUCUUCAUUAGUGUUGCACUUUAAUCCGCAUCACCGGACGGUCCGACACGAUCCAAAUUUAGCAAAAAGGAAAAAAAACCCCAGAGUUGACAGGCGAAGGAGGUGUCCCCCGAUGAAUGCGAUGGAGCUAACGACUUCGGGGAGGGAUGGAUCAAACACGUUCUCGGCUCUUUUGCUGGCUAAUGGCAGAAGUGCCAACGAACGAUCACUUGACAGGAGAGUUAUGUCUUGCCGCCACUAGUUGACAAGAAGCAAGAUCGGUUUCCUCGAUCACGUUUCAGGCCUUCACUUUUGCCGCCAAAGCGACCGACCUGGUUCCAGAAAUAUUUGGUCUCAGUCAUGGGGUUGGGAGGAAGGGGUAAGGUGGUGGUGGGGGUUUGUACACACGGGAGAGUCCUGGCAGACGGGAAGCUCCCCCCCCAUCUGCAGACACCUGCAAAGGCUGCCUGCGAGCCGUCAUUUGUGUGCAGCCAUCAAAUGCAGAUGAAUGGCUCUGAAAGGAAGGAGUGUCCUGGGUUGGGAGAGCUGGGUGUGGAGCGCUUACUAGGCUAAGUCCCUUGGCAUAUCUAACCUGCUCCCCUCCCUGCGCUGGCAGACAAGGAUGCAGAGCCUGCAACCGGAACCUGCUGCUCGCUACCGGAAUGUGCUGGAGGCCCUGUGGCGGAUCGUGCGGACUGAAGGGAUCUGGCGACCCAUGCGUGGAUUGAACAUCACAGCCACAGGGGCAGGCCCUGCUCAUGCCUUGUAUUUCGCCUGCUACGAAAAGUUGAAAAAGACACUUACCGACAUUAUCCAUGCUGGGGGCAAUAGUCAUGUGGCCAACGGUAUUGUCCCUUCUUGACUCCUUGCCCCACCCUGAGGGUCCCUAUGUUCCCAGCUAGGACUGUUAGUGAAAUGAAGAACUGGAUGCCUGGUUCUUUCUUACUGCUCUUAUAUUGCUAACUUCUGAAUCCUGUUUACUGUUGACAUUCUUCCCUGAUGCUGUGUUCUGCUUCACUCCAAGCAUUAUCUAACCAUGAUCAUUAGGAAUGUAGGAUUUGCCAUUGACUUUUGAAAGGAAUUUGUGAAUGAGAAGGGAUUGUGGGAAUAUGGGGCAGAUAGCUGCAGUUUCCACCAGAGCAGACAGAAACUUUUUUUUAUUGUGAAGAUAGUUUGAAAUAUGAUAGAAGAAUGGGUGUGUUGCUGUUUGUAUUUCAUUUUGACUUUAUAUAGUGCUCUUCCUUUGUAGCAGCUGUCCCAGAUGUGUCCAUGUUUGUAUCUGCUCUUACAUUUGUCCUUUUAGCAUCCUCAUUUUUGAGUGGGGAGAACCCCAAGCUUGCUGUAACGUGUUGUAGAGUCUGGUCUGCUUACAUUUACUUUUUCACACUAGCAUGCUUCUGAGGCUCCUUCAUCUCUGAUAGUCUGGACAGAUAAUAGGAAGACCCAAUUAGCUGGAGAUCCUAGAAUUUUGGAACUAACUCGUCUCACUCUGAAGCUUGUUGGAUGUGUUAGCAGGACGACGGCAGAAUCCUAAAUAGCUGCAAGAAUCCUAAAUAGCUGCAAGACGGUCUUGGCUCUUCUCUGCUCUAGGAAUUAAAGAUGAUAGAUAAUUUACAGUGCAAUCCUAACCAUGUUUACUCAGAAGUAAGUCCUAUUUAAUUCAGUGGACUUACUCCCAGGUAAGUGGAGUUAGGAUUGCAGUCUUAGUCUUCUGAUUCCCCCCCCCCCAUCCUUCAAUGUGGGUCAAGAUUAAUAUGAUAAAUAUUGCCUGCACUGGAGCCUUGAAUAUUUCUGAUAUUCCCUUUCUGAAAACUGAUGCUAAUUUCUCAAUGGACUUUCAUUCUGUCUUGGGGAGGGGGUGUCCCUAUUUGCUCGCAUACACUCCUCCGGUGGCACAUUCUGAGAGCUCCUUAGGUCUUCUUCCCACUUUUCACAUGUAAUAGUCCUUGUUUUGCAGGCGCAGCAGGCUGUGUGGCAACAUUGCUUCAUGAUGCAGCCAUGAACCCAGCAGAAGGUAAUGUUGCUUCCCAGCAGUCCUGCAACUUUCAUGCAGCUUGUGCUGCUCCCUUCUUGUCACCAGGGGGUGCUUUCAUGUUGCUUGUGAUACAGUUCAGACAUGCAGCCUUACCUGCUACAAGGGUUCUUUGGAUGCAGCGGGUGGGUGGUGGACAAGACUUUGGCUGAAGCAAAGAAUGUAUUUGUGUGUCUGCCCUUGCUCUUGGUGUUGAUAAAUGACAUAAAAACAAUAUUGCAACUUGUCUUUCAUAUUUGUGUUCCCUACAUUGCGUAGGCAAAAUCAGAUCACAUUUCAGUAACCCCCGUUUUUUACUUGGUGUCUCACAAUUCCAGAAUUGGGGCAUUACUGUUUUUUCAUGAGUUGUAGAGUUCUGCAGGAUUUGCUGGGUGGGUAGAUAGAUCACACUGAGGCAAGUUUAAGGGAUGCAGGGGCCCCUGAAUCUAUUCAAGUGUUUACAUAGAAUGCACACUGAUCAGAUAACUGCACUUACUUACUUACUUACUUACUUACUUAUUUUUUCUUUGCUCCUCCCUGCCCUUCUCUCGUCUCCAUGGCUGGGCUGCUGCUGUCAUCUUGUGAUCAGUGGUAAAGCAGAGAAUGCAGAUGUACAACUCUCCAUACCAGCGAGCAACAGACUGUGUACGUGCUGUAUGGUGCAAUGAAGGGGCAGGAGCUUUCUACCGAAGCUACACCACUCAGCUGACUAUGAACAUCCCCUUCCAGGCCAUCCACUUCAUGGCAUAUGAAUCUUUGCAGGAACACCUCAAUCCUCACAGACAGUACAACCCUAGUUCCCAUAUGGUGGCAGGGGCCUGUGCAGGGGCCAUUGCUGCUGCUGCCACCACCCCAUUGGACGUUUGCAAGACACUGCUGAAUACCCAGGAGGCCCUGGCACUGAAUACCAACAUCAGUGGGCACAUUACAGGCAUGGCUCAUGCAUUCAGGACGGUGUACCGCGUGGGUGGGCUGACUGCCUAUUUUCGAGGGGUACAAGCACGUGUCAUUUACCAGAUGCCCUCCACAGCCAUUGCCUGGUCUGUGUAUGAGUUCUUCAAAUACAUCCUUACCAAGCGAAAGGAGGAGCGAUUGGCCGGGAAGUGAAAUGUGACUCCACCUGCUGGAUUGGCUGGUGCCAGACUCAGAUGACAAGCAAGCCUUUGGAAUAACGAUGCCGCCUCUUGCCUGCUGCUGCAUUUUGCACAGCCCAUCAUCCUUCUCCCAAAUGGAUAGUACACAAUGAGCAGCAGCUUGGCCUGCCCUUUUCUAGCCUGUCACCUAACAAGCAUCUCCCUUGCCCAAAAAGUUGUAUUCCCUUAAAAGAGGUGGAGACUACCAUGAGCUACCGUGAGCACAUUGGAACUUGGGGUGAUGACCUGCAUACCCUGAACGGGUUGCUGUUACGACUACGUGGUGAUGGAGGCAGGGGAAGUGUUAGCUGAGCUGUUGUCUAGUAGCACACACACAAACCUCAUGCUCUCUGGGAAGGCUUUGAUUGUUGUGGCCCUUGGCACCUCCAAUAAAGUCUGCUUUAUUGUCACAGCC